CCACCCCCGGGCGCUCUGGCCGCGCACCCGGAAGCGGCGGCGGGGCCGCGCCAUGGCGGGGACGGCGCUGAAGCGGCUCAUGGCCGAGUACAAGCAGCUGACCCUGAACCCACCUGAAGGGAUCGUGGCAGGUCCCAUGAAUGAAGAGAACUUCUUUGAAUGGGAAGCCCUGAUCAUGGGUCCUGAAGACACCUGUUUUGAGUAUGGUGUGUUCCCUGCUAUCCUGAGCUUUCCACUCGACUACCCAUUGAGUCCUCCGAAGAUGAGGUUCACGUGCGAGAUGUUCCAUCCCAACAUUUACCCAGAUGGGAGAGUCUGCAUCUCUAUCCUUCACGCUCCCGGGGAUGAUCCCAUGGGAUACGAGAGCAGCGCAGAGCGGUGGAGUCCCGUGCAGAGCGUGGAGAAGAUCCUCCUGUCGGUUGUUAGCAUGCUGGCAGAGCCAAAUGAUGAAAGUGGAGCCAACGUAGAUGCCUCCAAGAUGUGGCGGGAAGACAGAGAACAAUUUAACAAAAUUGCCAAGCAGAUUGUGCAGAAGUCACUCGGACUUUAAGCUCACAGAGAGACUGAAGUGUUUUGUAUUUCUCUCCACCUGGAAACGAGCAGUGCUCAGUGCUGGUACCAAAAAGGAAAACUUUGUAAAACUAUUGGCCUAGUUCUUAUCAUUUGUUAUUUAUUUACCAUCUCUCUUCUUCCGCUGCUCCAGAGAAGCCUCUAGUUCACAAGCUAAACUGUGUGGAAAAGGGAUUCAGUGCUAGGGAAAGAAUACAGAGACAAUGCUGUUUCAAAGGCUGCUUGUUGCUACCUCACUUUGUGGUGUGGAAAGCCUGGAGACUUGGCAAUCUGCAGCCCGCCCUCACCCAUUUGCUGUUGGAGAGCAGCGCUGGUUUGGGUCAACUGCUGGAAGAAUUAGUUGUGUUUUUUUAGGUAGCGUUGCGUCUGGAGCAGUAGUAGACAGAAAAUAAUCUAUCCAUUUUAUGAUACUCUCUAGGUUAAGGGCAGGAUUUGCAGUCAGAUCUGAUUUGAAAAGUAUAGUUAGCGGGAGAGGCUACAAAGCAAGGUUAUAGUUGGGGUGUGUUAGCAAAGAAAGGAACUUCAGAGAGGAUGUAGGGAGCUGUGAGGACUGGCUGGGGAUCUGGAAGGUGCUGGUGUUCCUGUGUGACACUGUGAGUUUGUACUGAGCCUUUGAGUCAGUGUUGGCUUAGCAGAAAUCCCAAGAGCUGCUUUAUUACUCCUUGAAGACACUCAGUUGUAAACUUUACACUCAGUUAGAGGCACAAGGUGUAAAGACUGGAUUGUGAAACACUUGGAUCCAGGUUCAGCCGGACAGCUCUGUGAGCUCCUCCCCUGGUGACACGUGGCUUUUGAGAGGAUUCGGCGCUGCUGGCCUUUGCUGUUACAGCCCAGGUCACCCAUUUUCAGGUGAACGAGCGAAGAUGAACAUGAUGAACUUGUUAAAAUUACCUGUGACACUCUAUGCUGAGUGCCCUUAUGUAUUAAAUAGGAGCCAGAGAAGACAGGGGCUGUUUUCUCGAGGAUGGUACGAUGCAUGUUUUGAACUGCAGUGUUGUAGCCGAUAUGAAGGGUGCAGGAAAAACCAGCUGAUCAGUUCCUAAAACUGCUGAGGGGCCUCUGCUGACCUUUCUGCUUUGCGAGCCAAUCUCACGUGUAGGUCCACAUCUUCAAUUUACUACAAGCAAUAACAUGCCCAUUGACAGCACACAGAGCCUGAUUUUGUUGGCAGCUUUAAACGGGCUAAAUCUGACAAGGGCUGGUUUUCUUUUAAUGUGAAGAGCGUGUGACAUGGAAGGAGUCGCAGCGUGGAGAAAGCUCUACAGAGGUGAUGUGUGCAUGUGCGUGGUACAACUCGUCAGUGUUUCUGUCUUGCUCUCCGUGGUGCAGACUGCACUGUGCCAUCGUUCUGCACCUCUGAAGGGUUUGUAUUGCUACAGCUUGCUGAUUUUUACCUCCUUGUAGAAGUAAUUGUUGCUUUGAUGUAAGGGUGGGAGGGGGACCGGACAUAGCUUGGGAGCAGAGAUGACAAAAUAGUGUUGUACCUAACUAGUAUUUCAAGGCAUACAGGAAAAUGUAGCACUUUACACAAACUGGGAGCGUUUUUUGAAUUGAAGCAGAGGGAGGAUUGCUCCUGGGAGCACUGCAGCCACUUUGGGGAACAACGCUGGAGAGCUGCAAAGGGCCAUGUGGCCAACGAUGGAUUCAGCAGACGUGGCGAAAGUGGGGUUUGGUUAAGUGCAGAGUGUUUUAUUCAUGUGUGCUUACUCAUUAUCUUGAUUUUAUGGUGGGAUUUAGUCUGUAUACUGAAAAUAAAGUGAUUAUAUUUUCUCCUUUCA
Messenger RNA from Chiroxiphia lanceolata (lance-tailed manakin), 2348 nucleotides. It is a transcript of the gene UBE2G2, whose product is annotated as ubiquitin conjugating enzyme E2 G2. NCBI's taxonomy places the organism in Eukaryota, Metazoa, Chordata, Aves, Passeriformes, Pipridae. Bases 53 to 550 code for a protein of 165 amino acids. The transcript is spliced from 6 exons. The record is from RefSeq and is a predicted model, not a curated record. Gene Ontology annotation, cellular component: endoplasmic reticulum; cytosol.